This is a messenger RNA of Coccomyxa subellipsoidea C-169, 750 nucleotides long. RefSeq lists its product as hypothetical. The record is from RefSeq and is a predicted model, not a curated record. Gene Ontology annotation, cellular component: Golgi membrane; endoplasmic reticulum membrane. The annotation marks the transcript as partial. NCBI's taxonomy places the organism in Eukaryota, Viridiplantae, Chlorophyta, Trebouxiophyceae, Coccomyxaceae. Gene Ontology annotation, molecular function: metal ion binding; ubiquitin protein ligase activity. The transcript has 7 exons.
CUAGCUCAGAGCGGCCUCUUCUGGUGGAAGAAGAAGCAUAAGAGAUCCUAUGAGCUGGUGACGCUGCUUGGGCUCUGGAUUGUGCCAGCAGUAAUCUCAUUCCAUUUCAGGUUCUGGCGGUUCCUGGGAGUGUGGACCAUCUACAGCGGCAUCACGCUGUACAUGCUGAGCCUCUGCUCUGUGGGACGCAUGGAACGCAGCACUCCCAGAAGGGUUUACAAGUGGUUCUCCAGCAUCUAUAUGCUGAGCGUGGGGCUAGGGGUGCUGGGCUAUGUGCUCAUGGCAGUGGUGGGAUCUCUGGAGGUGGGCGGUGGCGGCUCGCAGCAGCUGGUGCCCGGGCUGCACGGCCUCUGCGCGAUGCUGCUCUGGUACGGCCUCUACUUUGGCGUGCUGGGCCGCGACUGCGCCGAGGUGGCUGCCGACCGCAUGGCGUCGCUGAUCGGCAUGCAGCGGCAGAUGGCGGUGUCCGUGCGCAGCUGUGGGAUCUGCGGGGGGGACCUGCAGGACUUUGGGGUUGUUGGGAAUGGAGCGAGUGUGCAGCUGGGGUGUAAACACUGCUUCCAUCCCGACUGCAUCAGGGGCUGGACUAUUGUGGGCAAGAAGGACACCUGUCCCACCUGCCUUGAGAAGGUGGACAUGCGGAAGAUAUUUGCUGGCAGACCCUGGGAAAGCCGUAACCUUACCUGGAUUCAAAUGCUGGACUCGAUCAGGUAUCUGAUUGUGUGGAAUCCUGUGCUGCUGCUGGCGCUG